AGGAGCUUGGUGGAAAACAGCUUGGCUUCAGUGAGACGGUGUUUGGCGGGUAUCUUUGGAGCCUGACCUCAUUCAGCAGUCCGCAUGGAACCGAAUCAGUCUUCAAGUCAUGGUGAUGGAGCCACUUUGUUGAGGGAGACCAGCUGCCCACUGAAAGUCACCGAGGACAUCUGGUUUGCAUGCUGUUCCUGCACCUAUGUCACCAGAGAUCAACAUGGAAUUGUGAGCCACCUGGCUGCCCAUGGCGAUGAACAAUCCAAGUGCCAGCAUCCUCCCCUGUCUGGCUCUGGCUCUAAGUCCCAAGUGCUCGGCAACACUCAAAAGAACAAGAGUGAAAAGCCAUUUAAGUGCAAGCUUUGCCCUCAAGAGUUUGCUUAUAACUCCCUUCUGACCUGUCAUAAUCAAAUGCACCCUGGUGAAAAGCCAUUUAAGUGCAAGCUGUGCCCGCAAGCCUAUACUCAAAAUUGUGAUCUGCAAACACAUAUUCGAGUGCACACUGGUGAAAAGCCAUUAAAGUGCAAGCACUGCCCCCAGGCCUUUGCUGAUUAUCCGUCUAUGAGAGCUCAUAAUCGAACACACACUGAUAAGUACCGAUUCAAGUGCAAGAAGUGCCCCCAAGCCCUUGCUGAUUAUUCGUCUCUGAGAAUUCAUAAUCGAAUGCACACUGCAGUGAUGAAAGUGCUGCACCGAUUGCGCCCAAUUGCGCCAAGGACGCAAUCCUGCUACGUGCAGCGCCAACUUGUUAUUUUACCGAAGAGUUGUGCCAUGCCUGCGCCGAGAUGAGAUGUAGCAAUAAAAAAAAUAAAAAUUGAAGUCUGAUCAGC
Ixodes scapularis (black-legged tick) is the source of this 824-nucleotide messenger RNA. RefSeq names its product zinc finger protein 782-like. Bases 85 to 783 code for a protein of 232 amino acids. The transcript is spliced from 2 exons. The record is from RefSeq and is a predicted model, not a curated record. NCBI's taxonomy places the organism in Eukaryota, Metazoa, Arthropoda, Arachnida, Ixodida, Ixodidae.